Molecule: messenger RNA, 3082 nt
Organism: Diachasma alloeum
Lineage: Eukaryota; Metazoa; Arthropoda; Insecta; Hymenoptera; Braconidae
Product: transmembrane protein 145
Exons: 5
Coding region: 598-2070 (490 amino acids)
Biological process (GO): G protein-coupled receptor signaling pathway; response to pheromone
Source: RefSeq, a predicted model, not a curated record
CCUGAAAACGCGAUUACUUCUCUGGCAAAAUUUACUAUACCUUACAUGACCACAUGCGAACUGGCUGAAAAACUUGGAAAUACCGCUUACAAUACCAUCACUAACAAAUCAACCAACAAAAUUGUAUUUUCAAAGAGAGAUGAUCACAAUACGCGUUACAUUUGAACACCUCUUAGCAAUGUUCAAAUUUCCUACAUCAUGUUGAAAAAAACUCAAAAACUUCAUGCAUAAAUCAUCAAUCGAGUGGAUUAUAAAUACAUUAUAAUACGCAGUGGGUGGAAAAAUCAAUAUGAAAAGCCAGUUUAAACAGCGGAAGAUAAUACACUCGUCCUGGUUAAGUUAGUACAGUAUAUUUAGCUAUAUGAAAUAAACGGUACGAGAAUAUUUAUCAUCAUGAAAAUUUUUUGGAACAUUCAAAUGAGUACAACGACUUGUGGAUGACGAGAGUGUAGAACAGUGUUUGAAGACGUGCUGUUGUUAUCAACUGCUGUUACCCAUUAUCAAGGCAUUCACAGAUAAAACGACAGUUAAGACUCAACCAGGAGUAAUAAAAAAAAUUGGUUCGUUUGAUUGUCAAACGUAACUAUUUUGUUAUGAAUGAAGAUGGGGCGGCUACGAAUUUAUCAGCUAAUGUGGAAUGGAGUCAUUCUGUUGGGGAUAUUGAGCCAGGGAGAGGGGACUCACAUCACUGGUACUUUCAAUACUAAGGAGUUUUUCAGGUUUUUAAUGAAAUUUGGAUUUCAACAAACUGAUCGCCAUCGACAGAGAGACUCUUAUGGAUAUAUUUUUGGCAAUGUCACCGCAAGGAAAAUCUCUUCGAGAAUGAUCACACUUGCUGUGUUGGAUAGAAAUCAUUUCUUGGGUUAUUAUGGGAACAGAACUAUUGAGGAUAGGAAUCUUGCUUGUACCAUGAUGUUCCAUACGCUUAAUGAGAGCUCUUAUGAUUCGGAGUGUAAUCAAGAUGGACAGGAUUUUUUAAGGCGAAUACCAUGUCCAAAAAAUAAACUCUGUCCAGAUGAGGAUCUUCCUUGGAAUGUGAUGAAAAAUCACCAAUUCACUUAUGUGGUUCAAGAUCUUCUGCAACCAAGAUUUUGGUACAUGAGUUUUGUCUCCUGCUAUCGUAACACAAAAACUUGCCAGUGGGAAUGGUUCAACGAGAACCUGGACAUUGAUUAUGAUAUUUGGCUAGUCAAUGGGAAUCCAAAUAACAGUGGAUUCAAUAGUUUAACGUAUCAGUUCUCGUACGAUCGUCAGAACACAGUCGAACUAUAUUUAUUAUUUUUCCUGUGUUAUAUUAUACUUGUGCCACUACAGUUGUAUGCAGUAAGACUACAGAGACAUCCAGUUACCAGACUAUUCACUGCUAGUUUAUUGCUAGAGUUUAUAGCUAUUUGUUUAAUUCUUAUACACUUUUUAAAAUUCGCACUUGAUGGAGUUGGAUAUGAACAGCUAGAGGUUGCUGGUGAUAUUUUUGAUAUAUUGUCACGAACAACGUUUAUGUUACUUCUUCUCCUAUUAGCUAAAGGCUGGGCUGUUACGAGGAUUGAAUUAACUUGGAAACCACUUGUCUUUCUUAUAUGGUUCUGCUAUGGUGUUGUACAUAUUUUACUCUACGUAUGGAAUAUGACUGAGGUGGAUAUCGUCGAGGACAUAGACGAGUACCAAACUUGGCCAGGGUGGUUCAUUCUCCUAUUUCGCAGUGUCAUCAUGAUCUGGUUUUUGUUUGAGCUGCGUAACACAAUGACCUAUGAACAUAACACCCAGAAAUUAAAUUUUUUACUUCACUUUGGUGCAUCUGCACUAGUGUGGUUCAUAUAUUUGCCCAUUAUUGCACUUAUUGCAUUGCAAAUUAGUGCCCUGUGGAGGUUUAAACUUCUGCUUGGAAUUACUUAUUCUGCUGAUUGUUACGCUUAUUGCGUAAUGGCCCAUUUACUUUGGCCAACACGAAGUGAACAGUAUUUUUUAUUAGCACAAGGUGCUGAUAAUGGUGAUGAACUCGAUGAGUUCAACGAGGCACCACACGUAUUAAAUAAUUAUGUGGAACCAGAACUCAAUAAGAUAAUAGCUUAAUUGGAGAUUAAUCAGAGAAUAAUUCAAUAAGAGUGGAGAUACCAAUUUUACUAUCCGUAGCUUUAACAAUCAUGCAGGAAGAACGUUGAAAUUCAGAACUAGGGAUGUAAUGGACAAAGCUGACCGGUUAAUUUACCGUCAUUUUAUAUAAAAAUUACACAUUACUGACUGAAGGCCAAUAACUGACCAUUUGUGAUCAGAGAAAAAGCGACUGAAUUCCGUCUUACAAAAAUUACAAGAAAAACUUUGACAGCCACUUUUACAUCUAGAUAGAACCUGUCGAUUUUUUCCCCCUAAUUAGUUCAGCAUUCACGACAUUCAUCAUGUUACCGUGUUACUUCGAGAUUCGACCCCCAGAACUUUUCAAAUUUUAGUAAGAGAUAGCCUACUUUGGGCACCAUAUGUUUGAAAGAGUUCUCUAAUUAGUUCUUAAAAGAGAAGAUUUCCGAAAUUAUUUAUUAAAUGAAAAAUUUUACACAACUAUUUUACUAUAAUUGAAUUUUAUAGAUUCUAUGAUAAUAAUAAAUAAAAAAGCUCUCCAAAACUUUUCUGAUUUUUUAGCAAUCACAUACUAAGGUAAUAUUCACUAUAUUUUCGAUUUCCGUUUCGGUUUUAUUCAAAAUUUUAUUCUAGUUUCUGAAAAAAUUAAUGAAAAAACAGAAAAAAAAUUACCGAGCACAAAAAUGACGAUCAGGUUACAUCUAGAUAGACGUUUUUUCAGCAUAAAUAACAACGAGAAAAAGUUACUGACAAUUGAGUAAGUUAACCGGUCACGAAUGUCAUGUUCCGUCAUUUUGCAUCCCUGUUCCUAAUAAUACAUUUCGACACUAAGCCGUGAGGAACUUUUCUAGAUUAUAUCAUUACAGAACUCGCCUGCGGCUCGUCCUGUAACCUCAUAUUCGCCAGAAAAGUUCUCCACGGCCAUGUGUCGAACCUUAUUUUUUGUCAUCACGUAUGAAAAAAUGCUAUAGGAUUUCCUAUAGGAAAUCCUAUGGAGAAUUCGAACAUUUCC